AACCUGCGUGAUUUCGUAUACAUACAUAAUUGGGAGAACAAAAAUUUGAAUUUAUGUGGUAGGCCAAUAUUUCCAGCUUCGAAUAUUUUGUCAAUUUGCGUAGACCUCUAUUAAAAUAAUUCUCAAAAUGGUAGAGGGCAUGAUAAAAAAGCUAACUGCUAUUUUAUUUGGGCUUGUAUUGGCUGUAUUAUUUCGAGUAAUUAUACCCUCUACUCUGCGACUUAAAAGCGCUGAAAUAACCAUCAAUGUGCUUAACUGUUUUAAUUUUCUAACAAGUACCGUUUCAAUUAUUUUAUGCCUUAAUUUGGUCAGCCUAUACUUAGCGAAUUUGCGUGAUGAUUGGCUUGUUCUAGGGAUACUCGUCCUUCAUUGGACGUACUUCGCCAUUUCAAAACAACUAGAAGCCAUGAACAUGAGCUAUAGUACAUUCGUGGAUAGCUUAAACCUUAAAUGGCUGGCUUACUCCAACUUUAACAAGACAGAUUGGCCUUCGGUUGAAAAUGCGGUUUUAUGCUGUGGACUGGAGGGUCCCCGUUCUUAUAUGGAUUAUCUACAAGUGGUUCCAACACACUGCUAUCAUCCCGACCUUAUCACCCAAGGUUGCAGUGACUUUGUUAAAAACAUUUUUAUGCCGAUGCAACAAAUAAGUAAGUUGCUGCUCAGAUUGGCAAUUUUUGUGGAACUGGUAAUAUUACUUACUCUUGCUGCAACGCUUUUAAAGAAAUGCAUUUCUUUGAUUGGCGAAAGGAAACAUAAAAGAAUUAUUACACAGGGGCUUGCGGUACUAAUAGAUUUAUUUAAAAACACAUUUUAAACACAAGCCUUUCUCACCCAAACCAGAUACUAGAUGCCCUAUGCACAACACGACACUACCUUGUAACCAUUCUUGAGUACUGAAUGCAGUUUCUCGUAAUGAUUGUUUAACACUGUAUUGUUUUAAUCUAUGCCACUGUGUUGCAUACAAUAUGCAGAUGACAAAUCCAAAUGGAACAAAGAAAUAAAUUGAAAUAAGCUGUCUUUUAUUGCCGAUGACAA
This is a messenger RNA of Drosophila simulans, 1035 nucleotides long. RefSeq lists its product as uncharacterized. Lineage: Eukaryota; Metazoa; Arthropoda; Insecta; Diptera; Drosophilidae. The transcript is spliced from 4 exons. The record is from RefSeq and is a predicted model, not a curated record. The coding region runs from base 128 to 814 and encodes 228 amino acids. Gene Ontology annotation, cellular component: membrane.